This is a messenger RNA of Neurospora tetraspora, 995 nucleotides long. Its product is annotated as ribosomal protein L36-domain-containing protein. Gene Ontology annotation, biological process: translation. The record is from RefSeq and is a predicted model, not a curated record. The coding region runs from base 335 to 709 and encodes 124 amino acids. Gene Ontology annotation, cellular component: ribosome. Gene Ontology annotation, molecular function: structural constituent of ribosome. The transcript is spliced from 2 exons. NCBI's taxonomy places the organism in Eukaryota, Fungi, Ascomycota, Sordariomycetes, Sordariales, Sordariaceae.
CAGUAACUCAAACUCUCUGUAUUGACAAAAUGAGCUCCCAAUUACCAGGUAAGCUGCGUUUCACGGGGGUUCUUGGCGGAGGCUUUGGUGUGUUUUGUCCGCCAAGUUGCCUCGAAAGGCACACAUUCUCUAACAGUGCGGACAUUUAUUCAUCUAUGCACUUUAAUCACUCGAAAGCCGCAUAACGACGCUUGAUCAGACCCCACACUGCCGAUUGACGGGCCGGCAGACAAUUCGAUUCCGCGCGCUCCAGCGAUCCAGCGACCCAGCGACGAGCACCUCGACGGCGUCAACCUUCAACCUAACAACGGCAGGCAGGCAGGAAUCAGUCACCAUGUCGAACCUCUUCCGGUCGCUCGCAUCCUCGAUGCGCGCGCUUUCCCUCGCGGCCCCUCGCGCGACUGCCGUUAACACCACUAAGACCGUUGUCUCGACACACCAGACACGAUGCCUCUCCCAGGCUCUCCUCUCCCGCCACGUCUGCACGCCCAUGUGCUCCCAUAACAGACCCGUCGCCGUCUCCCAAAGCGCCAAGAACGGCCUGCAGUCCAAGCAGCAAUCGAGGGGCAUGAAGGUUCACUCCGCUAUCAAGAAGCGUUGCGAGCAUUGCAAGGUCGUGCGUCGCAAGGCCAACAAGAGGCAAAACGGCUACCUCUACAUCAUCUGCCCUGCGAAUCCCAGACACAAGCAGCGCCAGGGCUACAGGUGAACAUGACGAUAACGAUAUCGACGAUGGAGAGACACAUGGUGUGUACGAUGAGCGCUGGACAACGGGCUUAGUCUUGUGGUUAUUUUCGGGUCUACAUAAAAGGGUUGGACUGUACGAUACGUUAGGCGAAAGGACGAUCUUGAAAAAUGAGCGCCGACUCACAUGCCGAUACGGAGACGUGUACGUCAGCUCUGAGGUUCAACGAGCAUUUUUCGUCGCCCAGAAUGAGGAAUUGCCCAACAUAGGCGGACCCAGCAGCGGCCUGGUCGUCUAAAUUGAUACCAGG